AUGCCUAUCUACCUGAGUAUGCAACGGGUGCGUUUCUCAAGCCCAGACGCCUACGAGAAAUUCAAGGUCCUCUUUGCCGACACGCGCCGCCAUCUCAUGACGCUGCCCGGCUUCCUGCACCUCACCCUGGUGGGAGCACCCGGACGACCGGAGCUGAACACCUACCACAAGUACUGCAAGUCGUGGGCCGCCAACGGCGCCAUCAUGGAGGACAUCAUCACUAACUUUGAGCUCGUCGGCACGCGGCUGUUGCGUGUCUGCCCCGUCUGCAACCACACGCAGGAUAGGAAGUACGACCUCGCCCAGGAGCAGGCGGUGCUGCGGGAGCAGUGUCCCGAGUGCCAGUUUCAUUUUCCAGUCCUUGAGGAGCAGCCGUCUAGCUUUGCUGUCUUCAAGGAUGUGAUGAUGCCCUCGGCAGCGGAAACGGAGAAGAAGGAAGAAUGA
Molecule: messenger RNA, 444 nt
Organism: Diaporthe citri
Lineage: Eukaryota; Fungi; Ascomycota; Sordariomycetes; Diaporthales; Diaporthaceae
Exons: 2
Coding region: 1-444 (147 amino acids)
Source: RefSeq, a predicted model, not a curated record